This is a messenger RNA of Brettanomyces bruxellensis, 1707 nucleotides long. RefSeq lists its product as uncharacterized. The transcript has a single exon. The coding region runs from base 1 to 1707 and encodes 568 amino acids. The record is from RefSeq and is a predicted model, not a curated record. Lineage: Eukaryota; Fungi; Ascomycota; Pichiomycetes; Pichiales; Pichiaceae.
AUGACGGGCAUUGAAGCAUCUUCGAGAUUGGUUGUCCAACCCGUAUGUGGUAUUUGUCAUAAUUCUCAGCCAAGGUCUGACCAUGAACUAACUGCAAGAAAAUACUUCUGCUCAAGUUGUACAAGUUUUCGUCUUUUAAAACUGAGGCUCAAAAUGCUGUUGGUAUUUCAAAAUGGCGAGGUAUCUGGGAAAAUGGUGAAUUCAAUAUUGAAUGAGUGCCUUGAUGAAAGAGCAUACUCUUAUCUCCAAAGAUACAUUGCAUCAAAUGACUUGGAUCAAAAGAAACUGGUACCACAGGCGGAGUCUGUUGCUAGAUUGGCAAGUGUAAUUCUCAAGGUGGAAAAUUCUCAACGUGAACUUCUUAUUAAGCAACUUGGGAGAAAGCUUUCAACGUUAAAUGAUACUUGUGGAAAUAUACAAGGCAAGCUAACAGAGAUUCAAAAUAGCAUUGUUCGACGAAAGCGCAUAGUAAAAAGAGAACAGCAAUUGCUCAAGGCAAGAAAACAAAGCAUUCAAGAUGGAAUAAAUGGCUCUUUGAUUGAUUCCAGGAAUGGACAUUUACCCAAGCAGGAAAUGUUGAUAGAAACAGUUAGAUUGAAACUGGUCUACUCUAUGUUUGAUGUAUGGAGCGUUAGAAUGUUACACGAUGAUAUCGGGUCGUCUGUUGCAAUUUUAGGGGUACCCAUCGUUCGAACAAGCGAAAUUUUGAAUUAUUCGACGAGGAUUGUCAAUUGUACUUUAAUCAACUUACAGAGAUUCAUAAUGUGGAUAUUAGAGUACAUGACUAUUAGCAUUCCAUAUAAUGUAUCUAUGUCAGAGGGUAUGCCAGUCAUUUUCGAUUUGACUGUUCAUAAGGACUUUGCUGUUUACCUAAGUAAGACCAAUAAACAAGUGGCCCCUUUAAGAUCAAUUAUCGAAGUCGGGCCGCAUCAGCUAAGGCAUUUUUGUGAAGCUAUGGCUAGACAAAUCAUUAUUCUUACGAGAAUAAUGCUAACAGUAAGUCCAGAGAGCCUGUCUGCAUUUAGUUCUCUUUCGGACAUAUUAAAAACAGAUCAGAUUGUGGCCACAAUCGUCAAGAAAAUCAUGAGUUUGGUUAUGAUACGGAAGCAGGCAUCAGAGAAGUUACAUAAAGAAAAGCAAAAUGGCGAAGAAGGGCAUAAGAAAUCAUUUUUCUUUUGGAAAUCGCCAAAGAAAAUUUACGGGAAAGAGGUUAAGCAGAGCUCUAAAUCCAAUGUACUCCCCGCCAAGAGCACAAAUGAAUACAGCAUAAAAGAAUACGCAGAAAUCCUAAAUGGGGAACAACUGGAUUUUAGUGACAUUGCAUCCUUAAUACCAGGCACAUCAUGGGAAGCUGAAAGCUCAAGUAAUACUCGUACUAAUGAGAAGGUGUUUGACGGGUCAAUUCCAAGUGAGGAGGCUCUUGAAGAUCCAUCUCUAUUUGCAAGUGAGCUAUAUGCAUAUUUACAUUGUCAAAUUCGUAAAAUCGCCGAUGCCAGAAGUGCUAGUAGUAAAUCAUUGAGUAUCAUGAAUUCGUCAACGACUUCAUCCGCAUUUCAGCAAAUUAAUCUUUCUCUCAAUUCAAACAGUCUGAAACAAUCGCCAGUAUUGAGGAGUCGAAACAGUUUAGCAAGCAUUAACACUACUCACCAUCUUAAAGGAAAGCAAAGCAGUUUAGACAAGUGGGAAGUUGUUGGGAAAGCAUUAUAA